This is a messenger RNA of Diplodia corticola, 441 nucleotides long. RefSeq lists its product as uncharacterized. Lineage: Eukaryota; Fungi; Ascomycota; Dothideomycetes; Botryosphaeriales; Botryosphaeriaceae. The record is from RefSeq and is a predicted model, not a curated record. The transcript has a single exon. The coding region runs from base 1 to 441 and encodes 146 amino acids.
AUGGCUUCCCGCGCGUGUACCCUGACCUUCCCCCGGACCUCCUACGAGGAGUCGGCAUGCAAUGCCUGCUUCCAUGGCAGCGGCGACGCCACCAGCGAGCCCAUCAUCGUCCUUCCGUGUGAGUGCAACUUCCACUUGGCUUGCAUCACCCUCGCUUUCAAGACCCAACACGCCACGCUUAGCUUCUUCACUUGCCCCACUUGCUUCACUGACCUGAACAACACGGGUCCGCACUCCCGUGCCUUGGCUCCGCCGCCUGGUAGGCUGCUGCAGAUUCAGUCCAUGGGCGAUCAUAACCAAGUCGCCACCUUCCAGGACGAGGACACCGAGGACAUCACCGGCCACCUUGUCUACCGUGACCACUAUGAUGGCGCCGCCGGAACCCUGACCGUGUCCAUCUCUCUUGUCCCGGAGAACUAUGCUCUUGAGCGCGUUGCUUGA